Messenger RNA from Owenia fusiformis, 1185 nucleotides. The record is from the annotation of a GenBank genome assembly. NCBI's taxonomy places the organism in Eukaryota, Metazoa, Annelida, Polychaeta, Sabellida, Oweniidae.
UGAACUAUCAUAACAGAGGCAAGGGUCUAGGCAAAAGACAUGGCUUUAUACUUCACGGCUGCUACUGUCAUCUUAAGCAUCAGCAUACAUGGAUAUAAUGCUAAGUUCCCUGAUGCGUACAUUUCUGAUUUCAUCCCAGAGAACUACAAGGAUGAAUACAUGGAGGUUGGUGGAAGGAAUAAACGAUCUGUUGUAUUCUCGGGGGUAGAACCAGAGGGGGAAGAGGUACUGAAUCGACUGAAUAACAUCAUGAACAAUGCGAGCAUCAGUGCUGAGAGCAAGCAAAGACUGGAGGCUGCAUUGAGCAGUAUCGGCAAGGGACAGAGCAGCGGUGGAGGAGAUGGCAUUGUCCGUGGACGUAGUUUCGGCAAAUCAGGAAUAGCCGUUCAUAGAGGAUCAAUAGGGGUGAUGGACAAAAGGUUGUGGCCUGUUGAUCUACGACCAAUGACUACACCGCGUCCACAACUACAUGCGACCCAAUGUUGUUGUAAGGUUGCUGUCCCACCCCUGUCACGACUAACAUCUCGCAGGGUUACAAGAUCGCGGUCAGCAUACAGACGAGUCCGGGCAGGGAGUAGAAGGUGUGGGUUUGCUGGAUGGAGACGAUGCACUCAAUGGAGAAAUCAACAAUAUCCAAUAUAUUACCACCAGACCGUUUACACUGCCUAUUAUACACAAAGGCUUUGCCCCAAGGACAAAGAGGUCUGCUGUAGAGGUUUUGUACCAUACAAACGCUGCUGUACAAAUAUUCGUGAAAUGAAACGCCUGCUGGAUUUAUUUGAACAUCAACGUGACCAGUUUGACAGCUUGCGAGAGUUUCUAAUUGCCCAAGGGCACAAUCCCGACGCUGGAUGUCCAAAAUCUUGUGGACCAUAGAUAGAGGACAAAUGUAAAUAAACAACGGGCAUAGCAAAUUAUAUUUUCAUAUAUUCGUGAAAUGAUAUUAAACGUCUGCUAGAUUUAUAUGAACAUCAACGUGACCAGUUUGACAGCUUGCGAGAGUCUCUAAUUGCCCAAGGGCACAAUCCCGAUGCUGGAUGUCCAAAAUCUUGUGGACCAUAGAUAGAGGACAAAUGUAAAUAAACAACACAAAUAGCAAAUUAUAUUUUCAUAUAUUAUUGUAAUGAAAUGUAUGCUGGAUUUAUUUGAACAUGAACGUAAUGUAAAAGAAUGUCAAAGAAAACU